ACCAGUAAAUCCAGCAAGGCAGCAACUGGACAAUACCCAACAAAAACAGCUAAUGCAACCGCCAAAGUUUCAGUCCCCCACACCCUAACAGAUCCCUCUCCAAAUCAUUACCAGACACCCUAAAAAAAGUGAAUAUCAAACAUUCGCAAAACUUUUGUGGAUUGAAAGAAAGAAAGAAACAAACAAACCUCGGAAGGUGCUGUUACAGAAACGUGUUAAAGCCAACAAAUCCCGGAUUUUCGGUCAUGAGGAGAAAAACCCACAAGACUUCUGUUCUGUUUGUUGGCUACUAAACAAACCGCCGGACCGAAUCUGACCGACUUAAUGGCUUAGACUAUUGGGUUUAUUACAUUCUGGGAGUGAUUUUGGUUGAUUUCCGUGAUUUAAGGAAGCAUUUGAGUGUGCUAUUUUAAUCAAAGUACAAUUCUUUGGCUUUGGUUCUGGGUCUAUGAUCGUUUAUGUUUGCUAGCUUAUAUUUUGUGGGAAACGUGGGUUACUUUGGAAGGGAUUGUGAGUUUUUGUUAUUUGAGGUGUAUAGGUAACAAAAGCGUCCUCAAAUGUCAUGGAAGAGUUUUAUUCAGGAUAUUAGGGGUGAGUUUGGGAGCAUUCCGAGAAAAGGGUUUGAGGUGAAGUUCGGAUAUGGGAUGAGAUCAAGGUCGCACCUGGUAGUCCAGGAUAGCUUGGUGCAAGCAAUUGACGCUUUGAAGCAGAGCCAUUGGUCUAACUUGCCGCCGGAGCUUUUGAGGGAUGUACUAAUGAGAAUAGAGGCCUCUGAGUAUACCUGGCCACCCCGAAAAAAUGUGGUUGCUUGUGCUGGUGUUUGCCAGAGCUGGAGAGAAAUGAUGAAAGAAAUUGUGAAAUCCCCAGAAGUUUCGGGAAAGUUGACAUUUCCAAUCUCUUUGAAGCAGCCAGGGCCAAGAGACUCCCUCUUUCAAUGUUACAUCAAACGAAAUCGUAGCAGACAAACAUAUUAUCUUUACCUUUGCUUAAAUGAAGCUUCAACUGAUGAUGGCAAGUUCCUUCUUGCUGCACGAAGGUGUCGACACCCUACUCACACAGAUUAUAUUAUCUCUUUAUAUUCUGAUGAUUUGUCAAAGGGGAGUAGCACCUAUGUUGGGAAGUUGAGAUCAAACUUUCUGGGAACCAAAUUCACUAUCUAUGAUGCACAACCUCCACAUGCUGGAGUGAAAGUGACUAAAUGUCGUUCUACCAGGCUAGUUGAUUUGGGGCAAAUCGCCCCUAGAGUCCCUGCUGGCAACUAUCCCAUUGCCCAUAUUUCAUAUGAGUUGAAUGUCUUGGGCUCCAGGGGUCCUAGGAAAAUGCAGUGUGUCAUGGAUGCCAUUCCUGCCUUUCCUGUCGAGCCAGGUGGUGUGGCUCCCACAGAGACUGAUUUCCUACCGAGUGGUCUGGAUGGUUUUCCAUCUCUCCCUUUCUCCAGAUCAAAAUCAAGCCGCACAGAGAGUUUCCAAUCUGAACAUUUGUCUGAUCAGAGUGAGGCAAUGCUAAUUUUAAGGAACAAGGGUCCUAGGUGGCAUGAACAACUACAAUGCUGGUGUCUGAACUUCAAUGGACGUGUGACAAUUGCUUCAGUUAAGAAUUUUCAGCUGGUUGCUUCUCCUGAGAAUGGAGCUACUGGGCAAGAGUAUGAGAAUGUUAUUCUCCAGUUUGGCAAAGUGGGGAAGGAUGUAUUCACCAUGGAUUAUCAAUAUCCAAUCUCGGCUUUCCAGGCAUUUGCCAUAUGUCUCAGCAGCUUUGACACUAAGAUCGCUUGUGAAUAACUGGCAAGCAGUAGAGGCAAUGAAAGUUGCUGCAUUUUACCUUACAGAUGUUGGCAAAAGCAAUUGAAGUUGAUUGGAAGGCUAGGUGCAGCAUGGGGCAUUUGGCGAAAGAGUUGUUCAAGCUACCAUCUUGUCUGUUAGGCAUUUUGGCUUUGCUUCUCUGUACAUAAAAUUGUUGGUGUUAUGAGCAAUACAUGGUUAUCGUGAUGGUUAUUUCUAACAUGGUCCACUUGUAUUUUGACUUUUGAGUGAGAGUUUGGACUGACAACUCGAGACUAGUUUAUGAGUUUCUCGGUGCUGUUUCAUUGUUGGAACCCAGAAAAUCAUCCUUGUUAGAUUUUUGUUUUUAUUUCUUUGCAAGUCCCCAAAACGUGUAAUCACUAAUUACGUGCUUGUUGAAGCUCGAAUGCUCCCACUCUUUUAUUCAAACUCAGGGCAAGGUGUUGUACUUAAUGCUGUAUAAAAGAAGGGCAUGUUUCAUGA
Messenger RNA from Juglans microcarpa x Juglans regia, 2261 nucleotides. RefSeq names its product tubby-like F-box protein 3. Gene Ontology annotation, molecular function: protein binding. The transcript has 6 exons. Bases 558 to 1778 code for a protein of 406 amino acids. NCBI's taxonomy places the organism in Eukaryota, Viridiplantae, Streptophyta, Magnoliopsida, Fagales, Juglandaceae. The record is from RefSeq and is a predicted model, not a curated record.